Pararge aegeria (speckled wood butterfly) is the source of this 4081-nucleotide messenger RNA. RefSeq names its product WD repeat-containing protein 35 (gene Oseg4). NCBI's taxonomy places the organism in Eukaryota, Metazoa, Arthropoda, Insecta, Lepidoptera, Nymphalidae. Gene Ontology annotation, molecular function: protein binding. The record is from RefSeq and is a predicted model, not a curated record. Gene Ontology annotation, cellular component: intraciliary transport particle A; non-motile cilium. Gene Ontology annotation, biological process: intraciliary retrograde transport; protein localization to cilium; non-motile cilium assembly. The transcript is spliced from 23 exons. Bases 233 to 3433 code for a protein of 1066 amino acids.
CGAUGUUUGUAAACAUUGUGAAAUGUGAACAAUAUUGUUUUAAUAAUAUAAGACGAAAGUUUAACAUAUAAUUGAUACUUGAACUAAGUUACGUUACAUAGUACGUUUGUUAUGUAUAAUAUCAAUUAACCUGGUCAUAAAAUCAGUUUGUAAACAUCUACACUUCACUACAGUUCAAAUUUACAGCAACAAUAUAAGUACUUAAUUUACUUAAUCAUUGACAACUGCAAUCAUGUUUAUUUAUAUGAGCAAGAAGAUAGCUAUACCAAAACAGUCCAAUGUCACAUGCCUAGCAUGGAAUCACUCUUCAAGUUAUAUUGCUGUAGGUGGAGAGGAUGGAAUGCUAAAAGUUUUAAAACUGGAAUCAGGUGGUAGUGGUAAUCUUUCAAUGAACCUCAGUUUGGAAGGCCACACAGGAAAAGUUUGUGUAGCUAUAUGGAAUGAAGUUUUUCAAAAAUUAACUACAAGUGAUGAACAUGGAGUCAUAAUUGUUUGGAUGUUAUACAAGGGUUCCUGGUAUGAAGAGAUGAUAAACAACAGGAAUAAAUCAACAGUAACCAGUAUGGCUUGGGGUUCUGAUGGUCAAAAGAUUUGUAUAGCUUAUGAAGAUGGUGCAGUUAUAGUAGGUUCAGUAGACGGCUCCCGCGUGUGGGGCAAAGAUAUAAAGGGACCAGGGUUAAGGGCAGUUCAAUGGUCCCCAGACAACUCGCUACUACUGUUCGCACUUUCUAAUGGAGAACUACAUUUAUAUGAUGAUCAAGGAAAUUUCACGAUGCCAGUAGCGAGCAAUGGAGUGCCAGAAGCCGCGGAAGUUGUAUGUAUGGAUUGGUUUUCUGGCAGAGCUCCCACAAACCGUCCGGUUCUAGUCAUAUGCUACAGAAACGGACUUUUGCUCUUAAUGAAAAACUGUACAGAAGAGGAAAGUGUACUAGUGAAUACAAAUAUGACGAUGGUAGAUUGUAAGUGGAACCACAACGGCUCAAUACUAGCAGCAGCGGGCCGCACCCAGGAGCAAGUCAAUGUUGUGCAGUUCUUCACUGGCUUUGGAGAGCAUAUAAGAACUCUGCGUGUGCCGGGCGGAUCUAUGCGCGCCCUCUCGUGGGAACAAAGGUCCCUGCGCCUUGCGAUCACUAUCGACUCCUUCAUAUACUUUGCCAACGUGAAACCGGACCACAAGUACGCCUUCUAUGGGGACACGCUGGCUUUCGUAUCCAGUACGGAUACAGUGACGUUUUGGGAUACAAUCACACACCAGUCGUGGAUAAACCACAUCCCUGAUGUCGUAGACAUGUGCGGCGUUGACGAGUAUUGUAUCAUCGCUACCAUGUCCACGCUGAUCAUAUCAAAUCAACAAGGAAUUCAGUGUGACGCUCAACCUAUUACAUUAUCCGUGGCCUACGUAACUAUUAAUAGCAAGGCUAUAGCAGUUGCGGCAUCUAAGGAGAUUUUCAUAAUUUGGAGAUUUUCUACGCCAUCUAGACAACGUAUUAUGGAACAACAGUUCUAUGCUGAUGGAACUCCUUAUACAUCCGGAGAAGGUGGUUUACACGACGACACGAUUUGCUGCAUUACGUGUUCCGAUAAUCACCUGUUAAUUGGUAGAGACUCCGGUACAAUUCUGCUUUUUUCGUUGUUGAACUUCAAGAAAAUAACGUCUAUCAAUAUGAACACUAAACCUUACAAAAUGGGUCUCAAUUCAAACUCAAGCAAGUUCUUUGUGAUUGAUCAAGGCGGGUCAUUGUACAUUCUGGAGACGGAGAUGGCGCACAAUGUCAGUGUAGGGCAGGCACUCAGGAAGGAGGUUUGGGGCGCUCGAUGGGCAACCGAUAACGCUCAGUUGCUGGCGGCAGCGGAGAAGGCGAGACUAUAUGUACUGCGCGAUGCCGAGCCAGAGGAACCGCUGCCCAUGCAGGGCUACCUCUGCAGCUUUAAGGACUUGGAAAUUACAACGGCACUACUAGACACCAUAACUGAAAAGUGUGCUCCUCAACAUAUAGUGCGAGUAGAAGUGAAGUCUUUGAGGGACACUCGACAACUGCUCGAGAAGGUUGGACUAAAGGAAGCAGAGAGUUUUAUAAAAGACAAUCCACAUCCGAAAUUAUGGCUGUUACUAGCGGAGGCUGCACUGAAAAGCUUCGAAUCGGAGUCCGCCUUGGAGACUGCAGAAGCCGCUUUCGUGCGGCGAGGCGACUAUGCCGGCGUGCGCUUUGCAUCACGGCUUCACGCGCUUCACUCACCUGCUCUCAAGAAAGCCGAAGUCUUGGCCUAUUUUAAGGAUUUCGAUGCUGCCGAACAAAUAUAUCACAACGAGGACAGACGAGAUCUUGCGAUCGCACUGCGCAAACGCUUGGGGCACUGGUUUCGUGUGGUGGAACUGCUGAAGACGUCGGUGAGCACGACCGAUGCUCAGGUCAAACAAGCGUACAGCAAUAUAGGCGACUAUUAUAUCGAUAGACAAAAUUGGGAGGGUGCUUUGGAGUAUUACAAAAUGUCGAAUAAUACUGAAGAUCUCAAAAAAUGCUACAUGGCGUUAGAAGACAACGAAUCAUUGGCUAAGCUGAGCUCAGCACCAGCCAAAACUUACAAGGAGAUAGCAUCGAAACAGAAUUCUGAAGAGGGCACUGACAGUCUACAAGUACCCUCAAUUCUUGCCAUAACUCAGCUAAGAGAUAGUGAUCGGACUUUGCAAGCUGCCGCUAUGGCUUUUCAGUUAGCAAAUUUAGAAGCAUCGAAAGCAUCCUCACCGUUAAGAAUUAAGAAACUGUACAUCCUCGCUGGGCACUUGUAUAGUCAAAAUUCUAUCGAGGGUGCGGCGGCUCGGUCGGCGGCUCGCUGCCGGCGGCUUGCGCGCGCUGCGCACUGGCUAUGCGCGGCGGCUGCGCGGGCGCACAUUCCCCAACCGCGCACGGAAGCUGCGUUACGCCUUGCCUCUCGCCUGGCACACGAGCACGAACACUUCCACAGAGCCCAGCACGUACAGGUUUGGAGUACCGUUGCAGCUCUUACAUUACAAGGUAGAGCUUUUGAUCUUUGUUCCAAAGCACUGAUUAAAUUGGAAGCAGUGGAUCCACAUACUUUCGAAAACAUUGCUAUUGAAAUCUUUACAAAAUGUAAACCGAAAGAUGUCAAGGGAAACACAAUUGAGUGCCCUCAGUGUCAAAUAAAAAUACCAGAUUGGGUGGCGUCGUGCGCGGCAUGCGGCGCGCAGUUUCCGGGAUGUGCGGUGUCGGCUCGACCGCUGGUGGCGCCGCGGGCCGUGUGGACGUGCCGCCAGUGCGACACACAAGCGCAGCAACACGAGCUGGUGUUGCGCCACUCCUGCCCCACGUGCCACACUCAGCUUACGUCGCACACCGACAAACCGGCUGCCGCGUAUACUGAGACCGUUCGGGCAGAUCGUUCCAGCACUCAUGCGGAUGGGAAGUUCGUGUGAACUGUAUCCACGCCAAUGGGUGUUCUUUUCAUUGCACGCCCUGGCACCGACACCGAGAUUAGUGGACGCAUAAUUCGCUAGUUCAUGACAAUACCAGCUGUUGCGUUCUUCGCUGAGUGUAUGACUGUUUCACUUCCUGGGACAAAAAGUAGCCUAUAUCCUACCAAAAAACUAACAAAACUUCAAUGGCAAAAACGAAGUUGUUUGGUUACUUACUUAGGGUAUAUAGAAAAAACAAACAAACAAACACAGUUUUAGUAAGGAAAAGGAUUCUGCAUAUUGACAAAUAUAUUGCCUGCAUGCGGGGCGUAUAUAAAUGGGUGAAGUAUUGGCAAGAAAUAUUUUCAAUAAAUCUAUUAUAAAUAUUGACUGUAUGCUGACAACCGCUGUCUCACUGGAACGGUCCGAAGAGCAUGUCGGUGCCGGCGCCCGCCGACCGACACGCGUAGCAGCAAGUUUCCCACGGGUGUCGGUCCAGCAUCGCUGUGUUGUGUAUGCCUGCAAAACUUUAUGUGUACGUGCGAUUUUCGUGAUUAGUGACCCCGCCCGUUUAUUUAUACUUCGUUUAUUGUGUCUCAAAUAUCCCUACUAAUAUUAUAAAUGCCAAUGUAAGUUUGUUUGUUUCGCUUUCACGCAAUAACUACUUAA